Molecule: messenger RNA, 4997 nt
Organism: Sphaeramia orbicularis (orbiculate cardinalfish)
Lineage: Eukaryota; Metazoa; Chordata; Actinopteri; Kurtiformes; Apogonidae
Gene: adcy2a
Product: adenylate cyclase 2a
Exons: 25
Coding region: 45-3701 (1218 amino acids)
Biological process (GO): adenylate cyclase-inhibiting G protein-coupled receptor signaling pathway; intracellular signal transduction; adenylate cyclase-activating G protein-coupled receptor signaling pathway
Cellular component (GO): plasma membrane
Molecular function (GO): adenylate cyclase activity
Source: RefSeq, a predicted model, not a curated record
UUCAUUUCUCGCUCCAACAUGUUGGCAGGAGGAGAAAGAGGAGGAUGCUGCGCUCUACCCUCGGUGCGUUCUUGUCACCUCUCCAGCCAGCGCAUGCUGUCUCUGACUCAGACUCAGCUUCAGCCUCAGCGUUCAGUUGUCUCCACUUGAAGGACUUCAGAGAGGAGGAGGUGGAGAAGGAGCCCAAGGAUAAACUGGAGAUCAGGACUUCUCACACCAGAGUCCCCAACAGGAACAACAACAGCAGGAAAGCAGAACAGAGCUCCUCAUCUGUGGUGGAAACUACUAAUACCUCAGCCUUGACUGCCUCCUCUGGUUUGCCUCCCUCCUCUUCCUCCUCCUCUCCUCCAAGAUCCAUGUGGCAACAGGCAAUGAGAAGGAAGCGGUACCUCCUGGAUAGGGCUGGGGAGUCUGGUGUGGGAGAUGGAGGAGUAGGAGGAAGAGGAGGAGGAGGAGGACAAGGUCAAGAGAAGAGGAACAGGUCUCCGGACUGGCUUUAUGAGUCCUACUACUGUAUGAGCCAGCAGCAUCCUCUCAUUGUGUUUCUGCUGCUCAUAGUGAUGGUAGCUUGCCUGGCUUUGCUGACUGUGUUCUUUGCUUCGGGACUGAACAUUGAGGACCAUGUGGCCUUUGUAAUCACUGUGCCCACAGCGUUGGCCAUCUUCCUGGCUGUAUUUGUACUGGUCUGCAUUGAGUCCAUCUUCAAGAAGCUCCUGCGUCUCUUCUCCCUGGUCAUCUGGGCCUGCCUGGUUGCCAUGGGUUACCUUUUUAUGUUUUCUGGUGGGAUAAUCUGUCCUUGGGAUCAGGUGUCAUUCUUCCUCUUCAUUGUGUUUGUGGUUUACACCAUGCUACCAUUUUCUAUGCGGGACGCCAUCAUCGCCAGCGUCCUGACCUCAGCCUCCCACACCAUUGUGUUGAUUGUGUGCCUCUCCACCUCAGGCACCAGCAUGGAACCGGUUGUUUGGCAGAUUUUGGCCAACGUUAUCAUUUUCCUGUGUGGGAACAUGGCAGGAGCGUACCACAAGCAUCUGAUGGAACUGGCACUAAAACAGACUUACCAGGACACAUGCAACUGCAUCAAGUCUCCCAUUAAACUGGAAUUUGAGAAACGACAGCAGGAACGUCUGCUGUUGUCACUGUUGCCAGCUCACAUCGCCCGUGUGAUGAAAGCUGAGAUCAUCCAGAGACUGAAGGGCCCAAAUUUUGGCCAGAUUGAAAACACAAACAAUUUUCACAACCUCUAUGUUCAGCGACACACUAAUGUCAGUAUACUGUAUGCUGAUAUAGUGGGGUUCACACGACUCGCCAGUGACUGCUCACCUGGAGAACUCGUGCACACGCUCAACGAACUGUUUGGAAAAUUUGAUCAAAUCGCCAAGGAAAAUGAAUGUAUGCGGAUCAAAAUUCUUGGUGACUGUUAUUACUGUGUAUCAGGCCUGCCGGAGUCUCUCCCAAACCACGCUAAGAACUGUGUCAAAAUGGGUCUGGACAUGUGUGAAGCCAUCAAGAAAGUACGAGAUGCCACGGGGGUCGACAUUAACAUGCGUGUUGGCGUGCAUUCAGGGAACGUCCUGUGUGGCGUGAUCGGACUGCAGAAGUGGCAGUAUGAUGUGUGGUCACAUGAUGUUACACUUGCAAAUCAUAUGGAGGCUGGAGGAGUGCCAGGGCGAGUUCACAUCACCUCAAUAACACUGGAGCAUUUAAAUGGUGCCUAUAAGGUGGAAGAUGGAGACGGACAGGAGAGGGACCCCUACCUGAAAGAACAUGGCGUCGUCACUUACUUGGUGAUCAACCCAAAGUUUGUCCAGGUGGAUCGCAGGAGUCCGCAGCAUCAUUACCGCCCUAGACAAACUUCAGACGGAGCAAAGAUGAGAGCGUCAGUCAGGAUGACCCGUUACCUGGAGUCCUGGGGGGCAGCCAAACCCUUCGCCAACCUCCACCACAGAGAUAGCAUGACCAAUGAGAAUGGGAAGAUCAACACGGCUGAUGUGCCGAUGGGACAGUAUCACUUCCAAAGAAGAUCAGAAAGGACAAAGUCUCAGAAGAAGCGGUUCGAGGAGGAAUUUAAUCAGAGAAUGAUCAGGACAUUUGAUGGGAUAAAUUCACAAAAACAGUGGCUCAAGUCUGAGGACAUUCAGAGGAUAUCGUUAUUCUUUCACAACAAAUCCCUGGAGAAGGAGUACAGAGCAACAACCUUGCCUGCCUUCAAAUACUACGUCACCUGCGCCUGCUUGAUCUUCUUCUGCAUUUUUAUUGUGCAGAUCCUCGUCUUGCCAAAGACAACUGUUUUGGGAAUAUCCUUUGGAAUGGCGUUUCUCAUCCUUUCCUUGAUCCUCUUUGUGUGUUUCAUUGGACAUUUUCUGAACUGCAGUAAAAGCACCUCCACGUCUUGGAUGUGGCUGCUGAGGUCCUCAGUUAUUAUUGCCAACAAGCCAUGGCCCCGCAUCACUCUCACCAUGACAACCACCGCUCUAAUACUCACAAUGGCAGUCUUCAACAUGUUCUUUUUGGAAGACAAUGUAUUGCCUGCAGUUCCUGUUUACAAUAUAUCCAAUGAAACACGCCUUUUCACUAAUGGACAACUCAUAACCAUCACUGACAAAAACAAUUUCUACCUACCAUAUUUAAUUUACAGUUGCAUCCUGGGCCUGAUUUCUUGCUCUGUGUUCCUGAGGAUAAACUAUGAGCUGAAGAUGAUGAUCAUGUUGACAGCCGUUGUGGUUUACAACAUCAUUAUUCUGCAAACACAUGCUUCCCUGCUGGAUGAAUACAGCAGAUUCUUUUACCGCACGGAAAACCUGGACAGACCAGGAGUCCUCAAAGACCUGAAGACUAUGGGCUCUAUCUCACUCUUCAUCUUUUUCGUCACUCUGCUUGUGCUUGCCAGGCAGAAUGAAUAUUACUGUAGGUUAGACUUUCUGUGGAAGAACAAGUUCAAGAAGGAGUGUGAAGAAAUCGAAACCAUGGAAAACCUCAACCGGGUUUUACUGGAGAACGUCCUGCCCGCUCAUGUUGCAGAGCACUUCCUGGCACGAAACUGGAAGAAUGAGGAUCUGUACCACCAGUCCUAUGACCUGGUCUGUGUCAUGUUCGCCUCCAUCCCAGACUUUAAAGAGUUUUACACCGAAUCUGACGUCACCAAAGAGGGACUUGAGUGCCUCAGGCUCCUCAACGAGAUCAUCGCUGAUUUUGACGAGCUGCUGUCCAAGCCUAAAUUCAGCGGAGUGGAAAAGAUCAAGACCAUCGGCAGCACUUAUAUGGCUGCUACGGGGCUAAACGCAUCACCUGGGCCUGAGUACACCUCACAGGAGCAUGACAGGCAGUACAUGCACAUAGGGACCAUGGUGGAGUUUGCCUUUGCCUUAAUUGGAAAGCUCGAUGUUAUCAACAAACACUCCUUCAAUGACUUCAAACUUCGAGUUGGUAUUAACCAUGGUCCAGUGAUCGCUGGAGUCAUCGGAGCCCAGAAACCACAGUACGAUAUCUGGGGAAACACAGUGAAUGUAGCCAGCAGAAUGGAAAGCACUGGAGUUCUGGGCAAAAUACAGGUGACGGAGGAGACGAGCGGCAUCCUUCUGACCCUGGGCUACAUGUGUUCUUGUAGAGGCAUCAUCAACGUCAAGGGCAAAGGAGAGCUCAAGACCUACUUUGUGCACACAGAGAUGACCCGUUCACUGUCCCAGGGGAAUGUAAUGCCGUGAGACUGGUUCCCAUUCACAAUAUGGAGUAUUCUGAGUUUACAUUAGCGCGACAGACAGACCAUUUCUGAGCGAAAACGUUUGAUCUGUUUGGAGCUACUUUAAAAACACAAAGCGAGGCACAAAGAAAUCAGAUCUGUGACACAAAGAGGACAAAUCAGAUUGUAUCGCUGUAUUGCAGGAUUCCUACACCACAGCUGUAGUAUACAUUUAGUCACUUAUGUAACUGUAAGUGUAGCAUGUACAGCAAGUAGGCAGUACCUCUGGAAUAUUUUUAUUUUGAAUGCUGGAUUCAGAAAAGUCCCAGUGGCACGUGUCAGUCAGUUGUAAUGUUGUAGACAUCGAGUCAGAAAGGAAAAUGUGAAAUGAUUUGAGUUGAUCUGAGCAUCCUGACUCAGUUUUAAGGAGGACUGAGGUUGUGGCCUCCUCUUCAGCCCGGUGCAUCAAAAACAGGAUCAGUAUUUGGGUCAUUUUACAUUUAUUAUCAACUUCAAACAUUCUGCAAUAAAAUACAGAGUGGAAAAUGUAAGUAUGCAACAAAUUUUAACAUCAAGGCUUUUAAAAGUGAGUAAAAAGCAGAUCAAAGCACUAAAGCGAACAAUGUUAACUCAUCAUCAUUUGGGUGUCUCAAGAGUAAAAAAGCAAACAGAUCAGAAUACUGAAUGAAAGUAAAGGGUAAACAAUAAAGGGAAGAACUGUACAACUACUGGUGCAAAGAUAAGCUGGUCUUAUUUAGAAAACACAGCCAACAAACGAGGAGACACAUCGUGUGUACAUAAGUCCAUCGACUUUGUUAGAAGCACGAAAUCUUGGAUGUAUUUUUCAGAUGGUCUAGAACCAUUAAAAGCAUUUAGGAAAAAAAGAUGAAUAUAUUAUCAUAUUCAUACAGGGCCCUGUUUCCCAAAACUGUCUUUGCACUACAGUCAUCUUGUCGUCAUCGACCGUUUGUGAACACAAAUGGCAAAGACCUGGUUUCUCGACGCCUGCAAAAAAAAAAAAAAAAAAGGGAAAAUGUGUUUGUUUCUGUUCAAAGUGGAGGCUGAGAGGAUCAGAUCUGAGCUAUACAGAUUUAAAAAGUAGGUUAGAGUAAAGCUAUUGGAUAACAAAGGGAUAACCGUGAUUUAAGUGUGAGGAUUUAAAUUUGGGAAACCAAAGCCUGAUCUGUGUACAGGGUAGCUUUAGAGUGUGUAUGGUACGGUGGUUUUGUAAGAAAAGAAAAUACUACCAAAAAAGUGUUUUGAUGUUUUGAUGAUGCCAUUGUUUUUUGUAAAAACUUCAUUAAAAUUUCUAUGUAUUUCA